Molecule: messenger RNA, 2715 nt
Organism: Talaromyces proteolyticus
Lineage: Eukaryota; Fungi; Ascomycota; Eurotiomycetes; Eurotiales; Trichocomaceae
Product: putative peroxisomal multifunctional beta-oxidation protein
Exons: 6
Coding region: 1-2715 (904 amino acids)
Molecular function (GO): oxidoreductase activity
Source: RefSeq, a predicted model, not a curated record
AUGUCCGAGCUGCGCUUUGACAACCAGACCGUCGUGGUCACUGGUGCCGGUGGUGGCCUGGGAAGGGAAUAUGCCUUGUUCUUCGGCUCGAGGGGCGCCAACGUCGUCGUGAACGAUCUCGGUGGAUCCCACAAAGGCGAAGGCCACUCGAGUAAAGCUGCCGAUGUUGUCGUCGACGAGAUUCGCAAGGCCGGCGGAAAAGCCGUCGCAAACUACGACAGUGUCGAGAAUGGCGAGGCCAUUAUCGACACGGCAAUCAAGAACUUCGGUCGUAUCGAUGUUCUCAUCAACAAUGCGGGUAUCCUGCGUGACAUCUCCUUCAAGAACAUGAAAGACCAGGAUUGGGAUUUAAUCAACAGAGUUCACAUCUAUGGUGCUUAUAAGUGUGCUCGCGCAGCAUGGCCUCAUUUCCGCAAACAAAAGUACGGCCGUGUUAUCAACACUGCUUCCGCUGCAGGAUUGUUCGGUAGCUUUGGUCAGACCAACUACUCAGCUGCCAAGUUGAGUCAGGUUGGUUUCACCGAGACCCUUGCCAAGGAGGGUGCGAAAUAUAACAUCAUCGCCAACGUCAUCGCUCCUAUUGCCGCCAGCCGAAUGACCGCAACUGUCAUGCCCCCAGAGGUUCUCGAGCAAUUGAAGCCCGAAUGGGUCGUUCCUCUUGUUGCCGUUCUCGUGCAUUCAUCAAACACAUCAGAAUCCGGCGGUAUUUUUGAGGUUGGCGGUGGUCACGUCGCCAAGUUGCGAUGGGAACGGGCCAAGGGCGCUCUUCUCAAAACCGAUUCUUCUUUGACCCCACAAUCCAUUUUGGCCAAGUGGGACGAUGUCAAUGACUUCUCAAAGCCUAGCUAUCCAUCUGGCCCUGCCGAUUUCAUGAGUCUUCUAGAAGAAGCUCAAGGCCUUUCCGCAAACCCUUCUGCUCCUGAUCUUGAUUUCAAGGGCCGUGUAGCUUUGGUCACCGGAGGUGGUGCUGGUCUUGGACGUGCAUACUCCCUUCUCUUUGCAAAACUCGGUGCAUCCGUCGUUGUUAACGAUUUGGCCGACCCAGAGCCUGUCGUUCAGGAAAUCAUCAAGGCUGGUGGCAAGGCUGUUGGCAACAAGGCCUCGGCUGAAGACGGUGAUGCCGUUGUCAAGGCUGCCAUUGAUGCUUUCGGACGUAUUGAUAUUGUUAUCAACAAUGCGGGUAUCUUGCGCGACAAGGCUUUCACCAACAUGGACGACAACCUCUGGAACCAAGUGGUGAACGUCCACCUUCGAGGCACCUAUAAGGUGACCAAGGCUGCCUGGCCCUACUUCUUGAAGCAGAAGUACGGUCGUGUUGUCAACACAACAAGUACUAGCGGUAUCUACGGCAACUUUGGGCAAGCCAACUAUGCUGCUGCUAAACUUGGUAUUCUUGGUUUCUCCCGUGCCUUGGCUCUUGAAGGUGCCAAGUACAACAUCAAAGUCAACACUAUCGCCCCUAACGCUGGUACUAACAUGACCCGUACUAUCAUGCCCGAAGAGAUGGUCCAGGCCUUCAAGCCCGAUUACGUUGCUCCACUCGUUGUUGCCCUUUCCUCUGAUGCCGUCCCCGGAUCUGGCACCAAGGGUCUGUACGAAGUCGGUAGCGGCUGGUUUGCCAGCACCAGGUGGCAGCGCAGCGGUGGCCACGGCUUCCCUGUGGACGUCAAGCUGACUCCCGAGGCAGUUGCUGCCCAGUUGAAGCGUAUCGUUGACUUUGAUGACGGCCGCGCUGACCACCCUGAGGAUUCUCAAGCUGGCACUGAACGUAUCUUGGCCAACAUAAACAACCGAUCGGGUGACCAGGCUGCAUCUAGUGACGAACAGGGUAUCUUGGCCAACAUUGAGAAGGCGAAGAACCUGACUGCUGUCGAGGGUACUCCUUUUGAAUACAACGACCGGGACGUCAUUCUGUACAACAUCAGCUUGGGUGCCAAGCGCACAGAUCUGCCAUUGGUCUACGAGAACAGCGAGAGCUUCCAGCCCCUCCCGACCUUCGGUGUCAUCCCAGGAUUUGACACGCAAACUCCGUACAGCCUGGAUGAAAUUGUUGCGAACUUCUCACCCAUGAUGUUGCUUCAUGGCGAACAAUACCUUGAGAUCCGCAAGUUCCCGAUCCCUACUGCGACCAAGACCAUUAACGUCCCCAAAUUGGUCGACGUGAUCGAUAAGGGCAAUGCGGCCAUUGUGGUAUCCGGCGUCACUACCAAGGACGCCCGAACCGGCGAGGAUCUGUUCUACAACGAAUCCACCGUCUUCAUCCGAGGCAGCGGUGGCUUCGGUGGCUCCUCGAAGCCAACUGCUCAGCGCCCUAAGGCCGCCGUCGCGGCCUACAAACCUCCCAAGCGUGCCGCCGACGUCGUCAUUGAGGAGAAGACAUCCGAGGACCAGGCGGCACUGUACCGCCUGAACGGUGACCGCAACCCCCUCCACAUCGACCCCGACUUCAGCAAAGUCGGCGGUUUCAAAACCCCAAUUCUGCACGGUCUCUGCUCGCUUGGUAUCACCGGCAAGCACGUGUUCCAGAAAUACGGCGCGUUCAAGAGCCUCAAGGCCCGCUUUGCUGGCGUGGUUCUUCCCGGCCAGACUCUCCGCACGGAGCUGUGGAAGGAAGGAAAUACGGUUAUCUUCCAAGCCACCGUCGUCGAGACUGGCAAGCCUGCCAUCUCUGGUGCCGGUGUUGAAUUGCUCGAGGGAGCAAAGGCAAAACUGUAA